AAGCCCGUGUCAAGCUCUAUAAGUGACAAUAACGUCAUAACUGAGUCUGCAAAUAUGGCCGCUAGAGAGCGUCAUGUGUCACUCGUGCACUACCUCGAUCGUCAUAACAUUGGGUAUCAAUUUCGACACAUCUCAGUUACUCAAGAGCUUUAUUGGAGUGAGGAUGUAUGCUGCUGCGUGAACACUGGCAUAUUUUGUACUAUGUCAUCAUUGUAACUAAUGUGAGUAUUCCCUUACUAUGUUUAUUUUUUCAUGUACAAUGUAUUAAUUUGAGUUGAGACAGUAUUCAUGCAAACCUUUAAUGAGGCUAUAUGAAACUAUUCCAAGAUAUGACAGUCUUCAAGCAAACUACUACUAACAUCUAAGUAUUUACUCAAGUUAUGUCACUAUUACAACCCACUAAAACCUACAUAGCUUUCAAGGAAAUUAGUUGAUUUCAAUAUAUGACUCUAUUGAAGCAAACAAUAUGAUUCUUAACCAUUUUUUACAUAUUUUAUUUAGAAUUAGGUCGCUCUUCCCACAGAACAAGAGUGUCAUAUCAAUUUAAGCAAGAUUUAUGUCACUUUGUUAUUUUUUCUUCAAUGCCAAUGAACUGAAAAAUGCACUUAUUUCUUAUUUCUUCUUUGCAGAAAAUAUGAGUAGCAGAGGUAAGAAGCUCGUGAACUUGGCGUUGCAGUCCAAAAAGAACAUGAAUGGGUUAAAGCCUCCCCAAGUUGAUGACAAUAACUCCAAAACAUCAACCACUCCCAGUGCAUCACCAUAUGAAGUUCUGGAAACAAAUUGCUAUGAAGAUUCCAGUACUGGCACUCGGCAAGAGCUUCAGCCAAAACCAUCAACUUCGUCAAAAGCCGAUCAUCAAGUAUUAAACUCAUCCUCAAGUAAUUCGUCCUCAACAUCAAGUUCAUCUUCAGAGUCAAGUGAUACUUUAUGUAGUGACGUCGAUACAGAUGAUUCAGUUUCUGAUAAGGAUUACGUGCCUGAUAAAGAGGAUGAAACAGAUGAGACUGAAGAUGAAUCACUACCAAGAAAUCAGUCACUUUGUCCAGAUAAAUCAAAAGCAAGCCAGGAAAGCGUGUCUAUUUUGGUAAGUCCGGCGAAGAAAGGCAUCAAACGAAAGAGGCGUCCUGAAACAUGGAAGAGAAACAAACAAAAACAGCUGCGAAAUGCGGGAAAAGCCUACACCAUGCAUACCAAAAAAAAAACAAUGAGGACAGAAAGAAGAAUGAAACCACCUUGUGGUGAAAAAUGUAGGCUUAAUUGUUCAUCGAAAAUCGAUGAAGAAGCUAGAAUGGAGAUCUUCAACUCUUAUUGGGACUUGGGUGAAUUAUCCCUACAGCGCCAAUUUCUAGCCAAUUCAAUAACAGCCAUUGAACCGACCUAUAGAUACGUUCGCAUAGGUGGAAGUCGUCAGCCAAGAGCCUUGAACAGCGCAUUUCAUCUCCAUGUGAAUGGUGAGAAAGUUCGAGUAUGCAAGCUGUUUUUUAAGAACACCUUGGAUAUAAAUGACAGACCCAUACGCACUGUUCUAGAAAAACAGAAAAAAAUUGCUGGAACACUAUUGGAACCUGACCUCAGAGGAAAACAUGACAAUCAUGCUACUGUUAGUCAAGAAAUUCGAGAUGGAAUAAAGCAGCAUAUAGACUCCAUACCAAAAAUUGAAAGCCACUACACUCGAGCCAAUACUUCCAAGAUGUUCAUUGAUGGCAGCAAGUCAAUUGCUGACAUACACAAGGAUUAUGUAGCAAAAUGCAAAGAAGAACAGAAGCAGUUUGGAAAUUAUACACUCUUCUACAGAAUAUUCACAGAGGAGUAUAAUAUUUCCUUACACUCCCAAAAAGGAUCAAUGCGAUGUUUGCACCGCUUUUGA
Messenger RNA from Eriocheir sinensis (Chinese mitten crab), 1867 nucleotides. RefSeq lists its product as uncharacterized. Lineage: Eukaryota; Metazoa; Arthropoda; Malacostraca; Decapoda; Varunidae. The coding region runs from base 557 to 1867 and encodes 436 amino acids. The record is from RefSeq and is a predicted model, not a curated record. The transcript is spliced from 2 exons.